ACAGUAACCAACAUCCUCAUGACGACCCAAUUAUUGUUGUCAGUUCACUGCUAAUGGUUGGUUAAAACAAAUAUGGGCUAUUUUCUUGCCCUUCCAUUGUUUUUAUUUUUGUUUUGUUUUUUUUAAUGACAAAAGUAAUGAUAUUGUGUGCAAUUUAGAAAUGCACAAGAUACAAAUCCAUGUAUUCUAUCAAUUAUUUGCCAAAUAAUUACUCCAGCUCCUGGCAUGAAGCAAGUACUGGGCAAACCUGGACCCUGUGGCCGGUACGAAAACUAUCAGAGAUCAGAUGGCUUUCCAGUAGAGGCUGAGGUUCGCGCUCUGGCCAAAGAACGACAGAAAAAGGACAAUCACAACUUGAUCGAGCGAAGGCGCCGAUUCAAUAUCAACGAUCGUAUCAAAGAACUUGGAACCCUAAUACCAAAGUCAAAUGAUCCGGACAUGCGCUGGAAUAAGGGCACCAUUCUGAAAGCUUCAGUGGACUAUAUCAGGAAACUCCAAAGGGAGCAGCAGAGGACCAAAGAGCUUGAGUGCAGACAGCGCAAGCUGGAGCAUACGAAUCGUCACCUGAUGCUUCGUAUCCAGGUGGGUUGGUUGCCACGUGCAACUUGCUGCGAAAAACUAUUUGCCCUCCUCUCAAACUCGCUUCUUUGCCCACUUGAACGUUUCACAAUGUCAAACAAAUGCCAAUUCAAAUCAAUAUAAAAUGAAAGUUUUAAAUGGAGAAAAUUCGUUUAUGAAGAGGGGAAAAAAACCUAAUCAAAGCUGGAAUUGUGUGAAAAAGUACAAAGCA
This is a messenger RNA of Hippocampus comes (tiger tail seahorse), 790 nucleotides long. Its product is annotated as microphthalmia-associated transcription factor-like. Bases 226 to 702 code for a protein of 158 amino acids. Gene Ontology annotation, molecular function: protein dimerization activity; DNA-binding transcription factor activity, RNA polymerase II-specific; RNA polymerase II cis-regulatory region sequence-specific DNA binding. Gene Ontology annotation, biological process: regulation of transcription by RNA polymerase II; melanocyte differentiation. The record is from RefSeq and is a predicted model, not a curated record. Lineage: Eukaryota; Metazoa; Chordata; Actinopteri; Syngnathiformes; Syngnathidae. Gene Ontology annotation, cellular component: nucleus. The transcript has 4 exons.